CUUGUUUUGCAUAGAAUUGCUGGAGUAAAUUAAUUUUUAUCUGUGAUUUUUUGAGCCCAAGCUGGCGCUUGUGGCGUCGUAACAUGGCUAAUCUUCUCUGGUGGAGGAGAAGUGCAAGCUAUGGUGCAAAUCAAGACAGUGCCGAUGGGCUAUCUUAUCAACUGAAUGGAAGAGCAACUCACCGCACUGUAUCAGUAGAUGAUUCGCUGUAUGUGUGGGGUGGUGAUCAGGAUGAUUUACCUAAAGUACAUGAUAAUGAAGAGAAGACAAGGAUCACUAGUACUAUACAGCACUUUACUCCUUUAACUGGUCAAUGGGUCACUAGAGAUACUACUGGUACUCCUCCAUUAGGAAUCAUUGCAUACUGCAGUACUGCAAUAAAUGAUCUAUUGUAUUAUUUUGGGGGUUAUUGUAGCCAUGACAACUGCUGUCACAACAGUAUUACACAACUGGAUACCGUUAGUCUUCAAUGGACAGAAAUAGAACCAACUGAUGCAACUAGACCAGUUAUGAGGAGAGGUCAUGGUGGAAUGAUAUCAUUUGAACAUGAUGGAGUACACCAUUUACUAAUGAUAGGAGGAAUAGGAUCUAAACCAGCUGUACAACUACCUCAUUAUGAAUAUAUUAAGUUCACUGGUGGAAGAUGGCAUACUAAUGAGCACUCAAUAUAUGAUACAUCAUCAAGAAAAUGGAGUACUCCUUCAAUCAUUGGUCAGUGUAUACCACCUGCUUAUGGUUUCAUCGUUGAAAAAAUCAACAACACUAGAGCUGUUCUGUUUGGUGGACUAGGGACUGAUGAUGAUGCUAAGACUACUGCUAAUAGCAACAUUUAUGUAUUAGAGAUAUCAAUCAGCACUGUGUUCUGGCAGUGUAUAAAGAAACCUGAAGCAAUAGACCAAUGGCCUGUAGGUAGAUAUUAUCAUGCAGGUGCUAUUAUAACUGGAUCAGACUGUCCUAUGCUAGUGAUAAGUGGUGGGUGGGAUAAGAAUAAUGAUACAUUAGAUGAUUGUUGGAUCUUAAACAUCACUCAACAUUCCUGGAUAAAGUUAGAUGUACCUCACUCUGUUAAUAAAAGAUAUAGUCAUUCUCUCUCAGUGUUCAUUAUGAGUCCUCAUUGUGUCUGGAUAAUAUCUGUUGGAGGAGCUAUUGAUAGAAACUUCACAUAUGUUCUUAAUCCUAACACUGUUAUGCAAACUGAACUAGUUCUGAAAAGUAAAGGAGAGUGGACAGUAGGUGAUACAUUUGAUACAAAUGACAUGACUGGUGAGUACUGCAAGAUUAAGUAUCAGCAGCAACUACAAACAGGAAGAAAAAUAUGGUUGGAGGAGUACCAGAAACCAAUAAAAGGAGAUACAGCUGAUACUGAGCAAACCGUACAAGCUCUUAUGAAGAGUCUUGAAGUGAAGGAGAGAGAAUUGCAAAAAAAGGAGAAUGAAAAAGAGAAAGAAGUAAAACUAUUUCAUUGGCAAAUGGAGCAAAAGGAAAAAGAAGAAGCAGAGAAAGAUCAAGAAAUAAGAAGAUAUAGUCAACAGCUACAAGAGAAGGAUAGGGAGGAGGCAGAGAGAGAGGAGAGAUAUCAUAACCAGUUACAAGAGAAGGAUAGGGAGCUACAGGAGAAGGAUAUGGAGCUACAGGAGAAGGAUAGGGAGCAUCAGGUAGUACUGCUGGAGCUACAGGAGGCACUACAACAAAAGGAUAUCGUGAUACUUGAGAAAGAUAAGGAGCUACAGGUCAAGGAUAAAGAGGUAAGGAAGAGGCAUAAAAAGCUAAAGGAAAAGAACAGGGAGCUGGAGGCACUACAGGAAGAUAUACUUCAGCUAGGAGUGCUACAGGAGAAGGAUAGGGAGCUGCAGGAGAAAGAUAGAGAGCUAAAGGAGAAAGAUAGAGAGCUACAGGAGAAAGAUAGAAAGCUACAGGAGAAAGAUAGGGAGCAUCAAGUGGCACUGCAGGAGAAGGAUAGGGAGCUAUGUCAGUCUCAAGAUGCAGUUCAUAGGUACCAGCAACAAGCACUUACUGAUGAUCACUGGGUUAUUGAUAAAGAUGAAGUGAUUUUGACAAAGGAGGAGUUAGGACGAGGAUCUUAUGGCGUCGUUACAGUUGGUAUUUUUAGAGGUUUAAGAGUAGCUGUCAAGUCACUUCAUAAUAUCAUCAUUUCAAAAUAUAAUCUAGGUAUCUUCUCCAGGGAAAUGAGUAUAGCAUCACGAGUACGUCAUCCUAACCUGGUCCAGUUUAUUGGUGCAACUAAAGUGGGUAAUCUUCUCAUCUUGACUGAGCUGAUGAGCACUAGUCUUAAUCAGGAGAUUCGAGAGAAUGAGUUAACAAAGCAGCAGAUUAUCAGUAUUGCUCAGGAUGUAGCUUUAGGCCUCAACUACCUUCACCUGUUUAAGCCUCAUCCUAUUAUUCACAGAGAUGUGAGCAGUCCUAACGUAUUAUUAAAGCCUUCCACUGGAGCUGCUGGUUAUGAAGCUAAAGUAGCAGAUUAUGGUACAGCUAAAGUAGUGCAAGCUGAAAGUACUGGUACUGUUAUGCCAGGCAAUCCAGCAUAUUCUGCACCAGAAGCUCGUGAUCCUGAUCAACACAGUCCAGCAAUGGAUGUCUACAGUUACUCUGUUCUCCUUAUGGAAAUGAAUUUACAUUCUAAACCAGAAAUGACAAUUGAAGAAAGGGCACGACAGUCUGAUUCUGUAUCUUGGUCUGAUAUGAAGUCUCUCAUACAAAGAGGACUUAAAGCUGAUCCUAGAGCUCGUCCUACUAUGGCUCAAGUAGUAGAGUCAUUGAAAAGGAUGAAGAUUUGA
Amphimedon queenslandica is the source of this 2795-nucleotide messenger RNA. RefSeq lists its product as uncharacterized. The transcript is spliced from 6 exons. Lineage: Eukaryota; Metazoa; Porifera; Demospongiae; Haplosclerida; Niphatidae. The record is from RefSeq and is a predicted model, not a curated record. Gene Ontology annotation, biological process: protein phosphorylation; necroptotic signaling pathway. Gene Ontology annotation, molecular function: protein binding; protein kinase activity; ATP binding. Bases 84 to 2795 code for a protein of 903 amino acids.